This is a messenger RNA of Bactrocera tryoni, 677 nucleotides long. RefSeq lists its product as uncharacterized. The record is from RefSeq and is a predicted model, not a curated record. Lineage: Eukaryota; Metazoa; Arthropoda; Insecta; Diptera; Tephritidae. Bases 156 to 677 code for a protein of 173 amino acids. The transcript is spliced from 2 exons.
GCAAGACAACAGGCAAUAAAUUAAUCAAUAAUCGAAACAAUAAUCAAACAUAUAUAUCUUUUUAAGUUUCUCAAAUUUCAACUCACAAACUUUUAUAUAAAGUGCGACACCCACAGGAUAAGACACAUUAUUGAAUCAAACCUUUACCGUGCAACAUGAAGUUUCUCGUACUUUUCGCAGCAACUCUCCUUUGCGUUCAAGCCUAUCAUAUUCCAUACGGAUUCUAUGAUGCUUCAUCCGAAUCCAGUGAGGAGGAGUAUCAGGUGCUCGUGACGGCUAAUAAUCAACCACCACUGAGUUUACCGGGUGUGGGCGUCUAUAAUCAACCCAUUUUACAAGCGGUCAAAGUGAAAGUGCCACGCUAUGUUAGUCCGGAACUCAAGCAACAAAUUAUCGCUCAGACCCUAGCUGCACGCGGUUUGACUCUACACACACAGCCGCCACAAGGCGGCUUAAACAAUGUCGCACCGACUGCCGGUGUACGGCCACAACGAGAGGUGCCAGCUACAGCUGCGGUAAAUAAGGAUGGCGCUGUGGAAAGUGGUGUCAUCGCUAACAAUGUCAUCACAAAAGGCGGUGUGCAGGAGACAUCAGUAAAGCCGGUGGCACCAGCAGUGUUAUCGACUGCAGUUUUAUCAGAGUCGCCAAUGGUCCCAAUUGUACCAAUGAUAUUGUAA